AUGGCACGACACAAGAGCCAUUAUAAUAAUACUCAUUCUCGACCUUCUCGUGCUUUUUCUUCCACUAAUCGUGGGAGAUAUCGUCGAUCAUCUGAUGAUCAGGAUCAAACCGAGGAAAGUGCAGUGCGUGUGAAUGUGACGCUUGAAUUUCGAGCUGAAACAGAAGUAUCCGAGCCAUUAUAUGAUGUUGUGAAGGAAUUUGAACAAUGCUACAAGGCACGACGUAAUCACGCACUGACGAAGCAUUAUGACGUACGUGUAAAGCUAUUAGAAUGUGGCCUGAACAAGUGGCAAGACGUGGUGAAGCUCCAGCGUAUCUUGGCGGCGCUCAAGAGACCAAUGGACGGCAAGAAACACGUGCAGCUGAUGGCCAAGACAUUGCUGCGUCAUAACGCUAAAUGUAACGAGUGGAUGUUGAGUUUGGACUUUAUGAGAGAGUCUAUGGAUGCGCUAUGUAGGUUUGAAAAUGCUUUGAUGCUGAGACUGAAGAGCUGUGGGGUCACGUCGAAAGUGCUGCUGCCGACGAAUCACUUGAUAUUAUCGUUACUGUCGGUGUUUGGAGAUUGUGGAACGAUGAAAAGUGACAAGCAUCAGUGGAAUGGAAAACUAGUGUCGAGUCAAGUGGUGCUUGCUGUGGCGGGUGAACAGAGAGAUGAACUCCAACGAGUGUUUUUUCCACCAAUUCGAGAGGUUGCAACAGCUGCACAAGCCAUUAUUGAAGAGCUGCGGUAUCCUGGACUAGUGAAAUAUAUGGACGGAAUAUUGAGUAGCAGUGCUGAUUCUGAAAAAGCUGUGGUGAUUAUUUUGCGAGGAAUUCCUGGAAGUGGAAAGACUACGAUUCGACGCGAAAUCCAGGCGAUUUGUAGCCACAAGAAAGUGAUGUUAACAACAUGCUCGGCUGAUUCCUUCUUUGAAACGCAGCGAGGAUAUCUCUAUGAUGUCAGGAAGAUAGGUGCCGCCCACAGCAAGUGCAAGGCAGACUUUACGGGUGCUGUUGAAAAAGAACUUUCACGUAGCAGCGAAGACGGCUGUCUUCAACAGCACGUUGUUUUGGUUGACAAUUCCAAUACGCAGAGAUGGGAAUAUGAAGCGUACGAAGACAUUGCGAAGAUUCAAGGUUGUCGUGUUCAUAUCAUUGAAAUGAAGUGUCCAGACGUUUUGACGGCAUUUCGGAUGAGCCAACGCAAUUCUCACGGCGUGCCUUCUGAUAAAGUAAUCAGUAUGUUUCAGCGAUGGGAAAAGGACCAACGCGCUCAUUGCUUUGCUCCUCAAUUUGAGCAUCCUACACUUUUUGUAAAUCCACUUUCCGAUGAUGAUGUAGAAGGCUUUACCUACCUGGGUCUGUUCCUAGAUGCCGUUGUGCAGGAGCAGCUGACGGCGCGGCUUCCCCCAGUCCAUGCAAACAAAUUUGCCGACCACGUAACGUUGUUCUACCGGCCCAACAAACAAUACGCUAGGUUCGCUGAACUUGGUGCACCAUACACUGUUCGUGGCGUUGAAGUCGUACAAGACGAACGUGGUCAAGCACUUUGGGUCGAGCUGGAUGAGCAACUGCCUUUGCAAGUGAAAAACAAGAUACCGCAUAUUACGUUGUCGACCAAGGGUGGCGUGCGUCCGACGUACUCCAACGAUCUCUUGACUAGUUCGACUGCGAAACGAACUGUCAUUAAUCCGCCCAUCGAUUUAACAGCUCGUGUUGGCGCUGCUUUUUACAUUCAAAACCAGCAAGUGAAUGUAACAACGUCGCCAUUUGCUGUAGAUACAGCGCCUGAAGACAUUAAUCAUUUUCGUCCCCCUAAUGAUAGCGGUGUGGGAGCAAAAACAAAUACUCCUACCAGCUCCGAAUUGUUUAUUAUGUACGUGAGAGAAUGCGACCUCGCCGAUGAUGCUGAAGAGGCUACGACAAAGCUUCUGAAGAGGGCUCAGAUUCUGCACCAAAUGGGCUUUGAGCACAAGGUACGCCGUAUACUUUGCUUACAAAAAACUCAGGCUUCUCCUUGGGUGUCAAUUUCUGCGUUGCUGAGUAAAGUACAAGCUCAGUAUCGUUUCGCGUCAGCUCACAUUUUUGACGACGUAGUAGUGAUUCCUCAUCCCUUUUCGUUCGAAGGUUUUGAAGAGGUGAUAAACAAUUAUCUGGAAGUAGCUCAUUUGGGGCCGACGAAGAAGCUCACGAUGCUGACAACCGUAGAAGAAUCCAUGAGAUGGCCUCUAUGCGAGAUGAAUCACUUCCAAGAUGCUGCUGUGAGUGUUUUCCGUACCGAUGUUGGAUUUGGAAGCGGUGCGACGCACUAUAAUACUGCGCUGAAACCUCCAAGCUCAACACUCCUCUCGUCGCUGGAUCUACUAAGCAUCAACGUCGAAGAGCAAACGCGAAGCGUGAUUUUUCAUGGCAUUAACACCGUUGGCGAUGCUUGGGCCCGAGUUCUGGAGGUUAAAGCCAACCAUUCACUGCAACGUAUCGAUAUGACUGUGCCUGGAUUAUCCUCAAGUGUCGUUGAUUUAUGCUUGGUGCUGCCAGAUGGAACAUCCCUUAGCGAGGUGUCGACGCUUCGAAUGAAAUUAUUGAACGAACUUAACUGUGACCAAAGAGUCCGUCAUGCUGUUGGCGGCUCAAACUUUCCAGGUCUACUCUACUUCAGUCUAUGUACUGCAUCGAGCCACACACCAGCAUUCUGCGUGCGAAUGACAAUUCGGUCGAUGGAAUGUGGAAGUGGAGUUGACACCAACACCGUCGCACAAUUAGAGUUCUGCGAGCUCCAAUCACGGAUGAGCCGCGCGCUUUUUGAUAUCGAAUCGUAUAGUGUACUAACUGCACUUCUUCGCGCGAUUUUGUUGAGUCGAUGUAGUUGUUUUUUGCCGAGCAAGUGUCAGUUGUCUUCUUUGAUCAAUCUCACUAGUGAGCGGUUGAUUCUGCAGUGCUUCAGUUCCAACGAUUCAUUUGGUGGAGUGGAUGCAAUGCCGACGGCAGCGGACGUCAUGUCAGGCCACAUUAUCUUCACGCUGUACCGGAUGUUGACUCAAUUAUCAAAGUUAAACUCGGACGAGUGGGCUGCUGCAUUUGGGACCUCGCUUCAAGCGCUUCAAGGCAACGAAGAUGCACAAACGGUGUGGAUUCAAGCGAUGGAAAAGAUAGUGCGAGACUGUGCGGUCGUGAUGGCUUCAUAUCGCUGUGUUGGGGAAGGCUUGAAGAAGACAAGCCCCUUGGAUCCAACCGACCAUUUUCAAGUCCUUGUCGCGCUUAUUAAAGCGGAGGUUGAUGGAACACCUGGUGCAUCGUUCGUGCGUGCAUCGGUUGAGGUUUCAAGUCACCUUGAUUGGAGUCACGUACAUUCGCUUGCGCUCUGCGACAAACUACGGCACGCAGCAACGAUGGUGACAGUGCGUCAAGAAAACGAUGUGCACAAUACCGACAGCCCAGCAUUUUUCUCCUGUGCUCCAAGUUUGGUUGCUCGUCGCAUUGACGUGGCGGCUUCAUCGCUUGAUGGUCUACGCAAUGUGAUGGCAGAGAUUGAUGCGCUUAAUGUUUGUGAGGACGACGACGAGAGUGGGUUUUCCGGUGACUACAAGUAUGGGAUUUGA
Molecule: messenger RNA, 3579 nt
Organism: Peronospora belbahrii
Lineage: Eukaryota; Oomycota; Peronosporomycetes; Peronosporales; Peronosporaceae
Source: the annotation of a GenBank genome assembly